Molecule: messenger RNA, 2396 nt
Organism: Trichoplusia ni (cabbage looper)
Lineage: Eukaryota; Metazoa; Arthropoda; Insecta; Lepidoptera; Noctuidae
Gene: ast
Product: protein asteroid-like
Exons: 1
Coding region: 91-2295 (734 amino acids)
Molecular function (GO): nuclease activity
Source: RefSeq, a predicted model, not a curated record
CGUCAAAAUAACCAAAAUAACCUAAAAUUUUGUAACUGAUCGUUAUAUUGUUCGUUCGUUAUAUUUCGAUGCAUAAUUAUUAAGAAAAAUAUGGGAGUCAGAGGAUUAACAACUUAUAUAAAUCAGAAAAAGAAAGAAUUUCUAGAAGACCAUUUACUUUAUGAUUGUUGUUUAGUUAUAGACGGGCACAGUUUAUGUGCUCAGCUGUUCAGGCUAUUAAACAGUUUCGUCGCCUUUGGUGGAGACUACGAUAAAUUCGGAUCAUACGUCCGCAAUUUUUUUAAAAACCUUAGAAAAUGCAACAUUACUCCCUAUGUCUUGUUCGAUGGGAGUCAUGAAAAAAGAAAAUUGAAGACUAUUUAUAGCAGGCUAAGAUCGAAAAUAUAUGGUGCGUCCAAACUGGAUCCAGUCACUCAAGGCAGUAUACAGAUAUUUCCACUUUUAUUCCGUGAUGUUUUUAUAGAAGCUUUAGUGGAUAUGAAUGUUGCAUACACAGUUUGUGAAUUUGAGGCAGAUGACGAACUAGCUGCAAUGGCCAGGCAUCUGAACUGCCCUGUACUGAGCUAUGAUUCAGACUUCUUCAUCUACAACGUUUUGUACAUACCCUUCAACACUUUGGACUUUAAGCCUAAACCAAUAGACUUUGAUGGAACAAGAACCUAUGUGAUGGAGUGUAAAAUAUACAGGGUACAACACAUGGUCCGUAACUUUGGGGGAUUGAAGGAGGAGCUGCUGCCUUUACUGGCAACAUUGCUAGGUAAUGACUUUGUUGAGAAGAAGGUAUUUAGGAAAUUCUUCUCACAGCUAAAGUUACCGAAAACCAAAAAGAAAUUAAAUGAUCAACAAAAAUGCAUUCAUGGUUUAUUUCAAUGGCUUCAGAACGAAACCUUAGAAAGUGCAAUAGCCAAAAUACUGGGAAGAUUAAAGAAAAAAGAAAAAGACAAAGUACUUGCUAUUAUUAAGAAGAGUAUAGAUGGUUACCAUAGCAAGCACUGCAGAUCAUUGAAGUAUUUUAAUCUGACCGAGGAUUCUACGCCUGUAUCAGACUGGCAGCUACCUGAGGGCUUUGAAGAAACAUUAGAUUUAGAAGAAGAAGAAAACAAUAAUGAAAAUGAUGCUCAGGACAAUGAUGUUUCUUCGAAUGAUGAACAAGAUGAUGAAGAAGGUGAGGAAGAAACCGAAACCAAUGAUGAGUUAGUACUUGGUGUGCCAGAGUGGUUUGCGGAAGGGAUACGUCACAAGUACAUACCGAAAACUUAUAUCAAUCUUUAUACUCAUCACAUACACAUCUGUGCCCCACAAGCCGAGGACUAUACGCAAGAUGAUGCUUGUGUUUGUUGCCUACCAAUAAUGAGAUAUGCUUUUGACUUGCUAGUUGAUUUCCCUGAAGACAACUGUGUUUACAUUUGUCGUGAAAAGCACUCAAGUUAUAAAAGGCUGUAUAUUGGUACAGAUUUAAGUGUACCACGGCCAUUCAGUAUACCAUUUUGUGAACUAACAGAAGUACAACUCAAAUCAUGUUUUCAUCAUUUCUUAAGAAACCAAUCUAUGAUACUUGAUUUAAAUUUAUUAGAAAUACUUCCACGUAAUUUUCAACUAUAUUUUAUUGUGAUAUUGUAUUGGGUGAAAAAUUGCGAAGUACCUUUAGCAAACGUCCAUAGCCUUAUAAUGUGCUAUGUAAUGUUAGAAGCAAUUGAUGAAAGAACGGGCACCUUUAGAGGCCACUUCCAAUUUAAUAAUCAAUAUUCAAAGAAAGUUGAAGAGCUAAAAAAACAGCCGGCAACACAAAAAUUGGAUGAUAAUGAUUACUUCUUGAAUAAAAAUAAAGUUCUAUAUGAAGAUUGUUUGGUUGCCGCUCAUGUGUUGUUAAAACAUUUUGAAAUGGAUGAUAAAAUUAUUAAGAAGCCGAAAAGUUAUGACCAUAGAAGGAUGCAUUCAUUUGCUCAAUUCCAAUGCUGUUUACACCAUUUAAAUAGUCUUAACACUUUAUGUAGGAAUCCUUUUGAACCUACAAAGUACUGUAAAAGUUUUAAUGGUACUUUUGUGUACAAUAUAGCACUAAAAUUGGAAAAUCAGGCUGUUCCUAAGUCAUUUUUUGACAUGUACCUGAAAGGUGCUACAACUGUUCUGAUGUUUUAUAAAAGUUUGUGUAAGGUCUACGAAAAGUUUGCUGAAGUAAUGGAUCUGAAGACAACCACGUGGAUGGGGAAGAAGAAAAGGCAAAGGAAACGUAAUCAAGUGGAUGAUGAAUUAAAGUUUAUACUCAAAGAGUUUGAAUCAGAAGUUUUUAUUUAAUUUAGAUUAUUAUGUUUCAAUGUUGUUAAUAUACAAGGCAGGGAUUUUUAUAGAUGUUGUCAAAUUGCAUAAUUUUUAUUAAAUAAGAACAUUUGUUUGAA